Molecule: messenger RNA, 1020 nt
Organism: Ipomoea triloba (trilobed morning glory)
Lineage: Eukaryota; Viridiplantae; Streptophyta; Magnoliopsida; Solanales; Convolvulaceae
Exons: 2
Coding region: 1-1020 (339 amino acids)
Molecular function (GO): nucleic acid binding; zinc ion binding
Source: RefSeq, a predicted model, not a curated record
AUGGCACUCAAAGUGAGAAACAAGUGGGGAAUCAUCAGUGGAGCAAUUCUAGUACCUGCUAUUAGCGAUCCAGAGUACAAGGCAUGGGAGAGAUGCAAUAUUCUGGUUAGUACCUGGAUUAUCAAUUCUCUUAGUCCUUCAAUUGCACAAAGUGUGAUGUAUUUCGAUUUUGCUACACGCAUUUGGGAGGAUUUGAAAAAUAGAUUUUCACAAGUAGAUGCUCAUAGAAUUUCUGAUCUCCAAGAUGAGAUUUAUAGCCUUAAACAAGGAGCUUGUAGUGUUACUGAUUAUUAUACUCAGUCUAGAAUUUUAUGGGAAGAAAUGAGUGCACUGAGGCCUCUUCCUGUAUGUGAAUGUAAUCUAAAGUGUCAACGUGGUUUGACUGUUCCAAAGUGCUCAUGCGAAUUAGCUGCUAAGAUCAGAAAAGAACGAGAGGAUGAUGAGGUUAUUCGCUUUCUGAAAGGUUUGAGUGAUGAGUUUUCAAGCAUAAAGUCAGGAGUGCUUGUCCUAGAGCCCAUGUCGCCUGUGCACAAAGUUUUUGCCAUGGCAAUGAAGUUAGAGAGGCAGUUGCAUGGCCUUGAAACUGUGCACAUUAGUGCUAGCCUCACUGAUGCAGUAACUGAAAACGUUGUGGCUGCUGUAAACAAUAACAACAAAAGGAGAUUCACCUUCAAUAAUAUGAAUAAAUAUGUGGCUAAGUGUAUUUUCUGUGGAAUGAAUGGUCAUACUGCUAAGAAGUGUUAUAAGAAACACGGUAAUACUAAUCAGAAGUCUGCUAGUUCUGGACAGAUAGAAGCUGAUCUUAGCUUGUCCAAUGAGCAAAUCCAUAAGCUCAUUUCUAUGCUGCAAUCACAAGUUGGACAAAAUAGCUCAGGUUCAUCCAUAGCUGCCAGUGUGAGUGCCGCCACGUCUUCAGGUCUGGCCCCUAACUUCAAAGCAGCAGCAGAACAACAUCCUAAAGGCAAGUACACUUUUGUCACCACACUACUACAGAAACAACAUAUAACGUCGGACAUAUAA